AUGGACUGUUUAUCCCGACCUUCUCUCAUCUGCUGUCUUAUUUUGGCAGCCUCACUAUGGCUGGGCCGCGCGGCCGCGGGUCCCUAUGGAUACGAUCCAUACACCUUAGAUCCGUACAAAAAGAAACAUUAUACGCAGCAGCAAUCGUCAUAUAAAGAGGAGAUGGGGCAUUCGAAGGAGGCUGUACACUCAAAACAAGUACACCACCCGUCCAAGGAAUACGCAGAGCAAUGUGACAUCAUUCCGUUCUCCAAAGAGGCGACGUGCUCAAUGGCUGUACCAUCAUCAAAGCCAUACAGCUGUCCGUCUCAGACCUCUUUCGAGGUCUGCGACGUCAAGCCUACUCAGAUUCAAGCUACUUGUUCCCGAGUGGUCCAGCAAGAGCGCAAAUAUGCUUGCCCUAUCCAAGUUGAUGUUCAAGAACUUUGCGCCGAGGUCCCCGUCUCGCGCCCCUCAACUUGCACCCGGCAAGUGCCUAAGCGUUCCCGCAAGUCCUGCCCUAAGCAGAUAAACGAGACAGUAUGCAAGGCAGUUGCCGAGAAGGUGCAGUCGACUUGCUACCGACCGAAACACGUCACAGAAGAGUACACGUGCCAUCGUCUGGAUUCAAAGGAAGAGUGCAGUGUCCAUCAGCAUAUCGUUCCAUCUAUCUGCACCCGCAAAAUUAUUAGCAAGAAGCCCUAUGCUCAGAUGGACACAGUUUAUGAACAAGAGUGUGCCCAGGUCCAGAAGCACAAGAAGGGGACCUGCAAGCGCCAAGUGACAAAGAAUGAACAGUAUCCGUGCACAGACUUUCAGGCGAAACAACAAUGCUCGAAAGUCCCAAGGGUCGUGAACAAGCCAUGCACCAUCCAGACGACGCAGCAAGUGGCUGUGGACUGCUCAGAGGAGGUCGACACAGUCCAGGAGAAGCAAUGCCCAAAGAAAGUCAAAGAAACUGUGAUGCACACUGUCUGCGAGGAGGAGCGGUACGAGCCUCCAAAGAAGAAAGGGUCCCACAUGGAAGGCUACUACAGGCGUCUUGGCCCUGGUAAGAAAGGCUGCAAACAAGUGCCUCAGCUGAUUGAACGGACGGUGAUGGAGAUGUGCACGGAAGUCGUGCGGAUGAAGGUACCUAAGACCUGUUACGAGACCCAGGUCGUUCCCGUCCAGUCAACCUGCCCGCAAACCGAGAUGGAGGAGGUGUGCUUCGAAGUAAAGGAAGCCGUCCAAAAAAUGUGCACUCGAGAAGUCCCAGCUACCGAGGACUAUCCGUGCGACGAGGUGGUGUCUGAGGUGGAAUGCAAGAAGGUCCCGAAACAGGUCAAAGGGGUUGCGUACAAAGAAUAUGAACAUCAGGAGUCAUAUGCUUGCGAAGCAACUGAACAGAUCAAGAAGUGCAAGAUGACCCCUGUCUUCCAGGCGUCCACGUGCGUGGCCUCCCUGAUGGACGUGGAACCGUACGAGUGCUCUGUCAGCGUGAUGAAGGAAAAGUGUGAGCAAGUGCCUCGGAAUAUCCAAAGCAUUUGCAUCCAGGAAGAUUGGGUUACCGAGCAGUAUGAGUGCUUCGAAGAAGGAGUUGAACGGCGUUGCAAGAAGUUUCCCGUGUACGCGAACAUGGGCGAAUGCACAACGACCGUCUCUGUGACGGAGGAGUUCCCGUGCACGCAUCCUUCUCUGGAGCAAGUCUGCCGAACGGAAACUUCGAGCGUCAGCAACACUUGCUAUGAGCCCACUAUGGAAGAACAGAAGUACACCUGCUUUGAGCGAGACACCAGAGAGCAGUGCGAGAAGGCUCCCAUCCCGCAGAAAAAAGGCGGGUACCACCACGAACCCAAGAAGCUCUUAGUGUGA
Molecule: messenger RNA, 1833 nt
Organism: Besnoitia besnoiti
Lineage: Eukaryota; Apicomplexa; Conoidasida; Eucoccidiorida; Sarcocystidae
Product: Toxoplasma gondii family D protein
Exons: 6
Coding region: 1-1833 (610 amino acids)
Source: RefSeq, a predicted model, not a curated record